Solanum lycopersicum (tomato) is the source of this 543-nucleotide messenger RNA. RefSeq lists its product as uncharacterized. Gene Ontology annotation, molecular function: nucleic acid binding. The record is from RefSeq and is a predicted model, not a curated record. Gene Ontology annotation, biological process: DNA integration. NCBI's taxonomy places the organism in Eukaryota, Viridiplantae, Streptophyta, Magnoliopsida, Solanales, Solanaceae.
AUGGACAUCGAUUCAUUUUGGUUGCAAAAGGCGGUCGUGGAUUUUGUUCAUUCAAACAUUAUUUGUCGAUUUAGUAUCCCAAGAGCUAUUAUCAGAGAUAAUGCUGCAAACCUCAAUAGUAAUCUGAUGAAGGAGGUAUGCGAGCAGUUCAAAAUUGUUUACCACAAUUCUACUCCAUACCGACCAAAAGCCAACGGAGCUGUGGAGGCAGCCAACAAGGAUAUCAAAAAGAUUCUCAGAAUGAUGGUUCAAGGCACUAGACAAUGGCAUGAGAAACUGCCUUUUGCACUUUUAGGAUAUUGCACAACAGUACGUACCUCAAUUGGUGAGACUCCUUAUUUGCUGGUGUAUGGAACUGAAGCUGUGAUUCCAGCAGAAGUCAAAAUUCCAUCUCUUCGAAUUAUAGUCGAGGCUGAAAUUGAAGAUACUGAAUGGGUCAAAACCCGACUAGAGCAACUCACAUUAAUAGAUGAGAAACGAUUGACGGCUUUCUGUUUUGGUCAGCUUUAUCAGCAAAGGAUGGCUCAUGCAUACAACAAAUAG